Pelmatolapia mariae (spotted tilapia) is the source of this 1071-nucleotide messenger RNA. It is a transcript of the gene lhx6b, whose product is annotated as LIM homeobox 6b. The record is from RefSeq and is a predicted model, not a curated record. The transcript is spliced from 9 exons. Lineage: Eukaryota; Metazoa; Chordata; Actinopteri; Cichliformes; Cichlidae. Gene Ontology annotation, biological process: neuron differentiation; regulation of transcription by RNA polymerase II; forebrain neuron development. Gene Ontology annotation, cellular component: nucleus. Gene Ontology annotation, molecular function: DNA-binding transcription factor activity, RNA polymerase II-specific; RNA polymerase II transcription regulatory region sequence-specific DNA binding. Bases 1 to 1071 code for a protein of 356 amino acids.
AUGCGCAGAGCAAGCUCCAUCUCUUCUCCAAAUAGGCAGCCUUCAGGAUCCGAAAAUGAGUUAAUUUGGCGGAAGCGCAGGUUUAAUCGGGAGGAGAUGGAGCGUAAAGACGCCAAAACUCAGUUUAUCCACUUUCCUUUUGCGUCUAAAUCGGAGGUGAAGAAGGAGUCUGGGGAGUCCAGCCCGUCGGAGGCCGCCUGCCUCUGCCCUCCUCCGGCGGCAAAGAACCAGUGCGCGAGCUGCGGCAUGGAGAUCCACGACCGCUACCUACUGAAGGUCAACAACCUGAACUGGCACCUGGGCUGUCUGGAGUGUUCAGUGUGCAGAGCGUCUCUGCGCCAACACAGCAGCUGCUACGUUAAAAACAAAGAAAUCUACUGCAAGCUCGAUUAUUUCAGUAGGUUCGGCACUAAGUGUGCCCAGUGUGGCCGACAGGUGUACGCCAGUGACUGGGUGCGACGGGCUCGGGGCAGCGUGUACCACCUGGCCUGUUUCGCCUGUUUCUCCUGCAAGAGGCAGCUGUCGACCGGGGAGGAGUUCGGCCUGGUGGAGGGCAGGGUGCUCUGCCGCAGCCACUACGACAUCAUGCUGGACAAUCUACGCAGAGCUGCAGAAAAUGGCACAGGACUGACUCUGGAAGGAGCGCUACCUUCUGAUCAGGACUGCCAACCAAAACCAGCCAAGAGGGCACGGACAUCAUUCACUGCAGAGCAGCUGCAGGUGAUGCAGACUCAGUUUGCCCAGGACAACAACCCUGAUGCUCAGACGCUGCAGAAACUGGCAGAAAUGACGGGACUGAGCAGGCGAGUCAUACAGGUUUGGUUUCAGAACUGCCGGGCCCGACACAAAAAGCAGCCGCCUCAGAGCAGUUUCUCUCAAAGUGCUCCGCUGUCCAGGAUGCCCCCGUCGCUGCCAGAAGAUAUCCACUAUUCACCGUUCAGCAGCCCAGACCGACCACACCUGCUGGCCCUGCAUGGAUACCUGGACACUCAUCCCUUCUCUGUCCUCGCUGCUCCGGGCCACUUGACCCACCCGUCCAUCUCUUUACCACAGCUUCCCAUCAGCCGCUGA